Molecule: messenger RNA, 972 nt
Organism: Raphanus sativus (radish)
Lineage: Eukaryota; Viridiplantae; Streptophyta; Magnoliopsida; Brassicales; Brassicaceae
Exons: 1
Coding region: 171-785 (204 amino acids)
Source: RefSeq, a predicted model, not a curated record
AAAAUAUUUGUGUAAUGUUCCACGUUGAAGUACUUUGUAGGCAAGUCUUACUCUCUCUCUAUCUUUCCCCUUUAUAAAUCCCACACACAUUGAUCCUUAAUCCAUAAGCAAAUAUCAAAGCCAACACAAAAAUAAUUAAUAGUAAUAUCGUUCUCUCUCUAACUAUAGAGAUGGAGAAGAACGUACCAUUAAGCAAGAAGCUAUGGAACAUCGUACGUUUUGUAAUGUACAUGAUACACAAAGGCAUCUCAAAGCAAAAGCUCCUCGCCGACUUUAACGCCACUCUCAAACGCGGCAAGAAUCUCAUCUUCCACAACCGCCGCCGCGUCCCAGCUUCCGCUACCGCCUCCACCGCAACGUCCCUACCGCGGAAAGAAUACGAGUUUAGCUGCAGCGACACUCCAAACUACUCAUUUCCCUUUAACAUGGCCGCCUUCAAGAAGAAGAGUCACCACAUUAGUCUCUUCGCGUGUGGUCACGCGCCACCGACCCUAGAAGACGACACUUCCGCCUCUAGAGCCGUGCUUGAGCUCCUCAGCGGUGGAGGUAAUCAAGAAAGCGGCUGUAACACGCCGGCUUUGGCGGCGUUGUCUCCUUACUUGCCCGGGGUUGGACGGAGUUCUCCGUCAGUGAGAGCUUUACGCGUGACGGACUCACCGUUCCCGUUACAGGAAGAUGGUGACGUGGCUAACGGACAUGUGGACAAAGCUGCGGAUGAGUUUAUAAAGAAGUUUUACAAGAGCUUGAAUCAGCAAAAGAAGAUGAUUGAGUUCUCACCUAAUUAAUAAAUCUAUUCCUAAAUAUUUUCUCUCUAUUCGGCUGAUUAUUUACGAAGUUGUAAUAAUAUUUUUGGUGGGAGGGUGGGAAUGAUUUUCUCAUUUCUUGAUGAAAUUCGAUUAUCAUGAAUAAAAAUUUAUUGAGUGAAAAUUUCCUACGUUGAUUUAGAAAAUGUAAUGGAAUGUUAAGAGACUA